AUCCCGUCUUGGAAUGUUCUGAACUCUUUCGGAAUUUGGUUCCUCUUGAAACGAAUGGACAGGUUUCUAUGUCCAUGUGUGAUGUUUUUGCCCACUCUUGGAUGUGAGAGUUGAACUCAGACGUCCUUCAUGAGAAGAGUGGCAAAUCUGCCAAGGGAGACUUCGGAAACCAAGGAGGGCGUUAUAAAAAUUGCGUUGAAUAUCAAGGAAGCCUGGAAAAGACUGAAGCUCUGCUAAAGCAAACAGCAAGAGGGAGAAUCUGUUCUGGGCUUGCAGAGCUGAGCUGGUCCUUAAUCCUUGCCAAACAGGACUAAGCCCAAACCAGAACAAAGACAGGUGGAUUGCGUCUAAUAUACAGAAUCAGAGCCAGACUCAAAGAAAAGAAAAUAAGAAAAACCUAGGUGGAAUCUAGGCCAAAAUCCAGCUGACAACUACAAUAAGGUCACUUUGCAGACCGAAACCUUGGAGUUGAAAGGAAGGAAGUCAUUCUAAACGUGCCAAGAUGAUGACCAUGAUGAUGAUGAUGGCGGCCAUGAUGGUCACCUGCAGCUCUCUGUUCCUGCUCGGUCUGGCCGCCGCCCAUGCUUCCUCCAGCACCAUGACCCGCACUUCCUCUACAUCUUCAUCCUCCUCUUCCUCCCCCUCCUCAUCCUCCUCUUCCUCCUCCUCACCACGCAUGAAGCUCUCAUACAAAGAGUUGCAGCAGUUUCAUGGAGUACGGCGGUUCGAGCUUGAGCGUUCCUGCUGCUUCAGCGCUCUGCUUUUGGAUGAAGAAAGAGGCCGCCUCUUCGUCGGGGCCAAGAACUUCCUGCUGUCGCUGUCAUUAGAUAAUAUCGCCAAGCAGGAACAUAAGAUCUAUUGGCCUGCUCCUGUCGACUGGAGGGAGGAGUGUAACUGGGCUGGCAAGGAUAUCACUUCCGACUGUGUGAACUAUGUGAAGAUCGUGCACCACUAUAACCGCACCCACUUGUACGCCUGUGGAACUGGGGCCUUCCACCCGACCUGUGCCUUUGUGGAGGUGGGACACAGGAUGGAGGACCAUGUGUUCAGGAUUGACCCCUCGAAGGUGGAGGACGGGAAAGGGAAGAGUCCGUAUGAUCCACGCCAUAAUGCUGCAUCUGUACUCGUCGGUGAUGAGCUAUAUGCAGGCGUGGCCACAGACUUAAUGGGACGGGACUUUACUAUCUUCAGAAGCCUGGGAAAACGCCCCUCCAUCCGUACUGAACAGCAUGACUCCCGCUGGCUUAAUGAACCAAAGUUUGUUGGUUCCUUUUGGGUCCCAGAAAGUGAAAACCCUGAUGACGACAAGGUGUUUUUCUUCUUUCGUGAGACGGCGGUUGAGGCCCAGGGUCUGGGAAAGUCCACCUACUCCCGCAUAGGACAGCUGUGCAGGAAUGACAUGGGCGGUCAGCGAAGUCUGGUGAACAAGUGGACGACAUUCCUCAAGACCCGUCUAAUCUGCUCAGUGCCAGGGGCCGACGGCAGCGACACGUACUUUGACGAGCUGCGCGAUGUGUUCCUGCUGCAAACGAGAGACAGAAAGAACCCUCUGGUCUACACUGUCUUCUCCACUUCCAGCAGUGUAUUUAAAGGCUCAGCUGUGUGUCUCUACUCCAUGAAUGACAUCCGGAGGGCCUUCCUGGGGCCCUUCGCUCACAAAGAGGGGCCAAACUACCAGUGGGUCCCCUUCCAGGGAAAAGUCCCCUAUCCACGCCCAGGAAUGUGUCCCAGCAAGACAUUUGGCAGUUUUGAGUCCACAAAGGGUUUCCCAGAUGAUGUUAUCCAGUUUGCACGCCACCACCCUCUGAUGUACAACCCAGUGUACCCUAUGAGCCGACGGCCCAUCUUUGUCAGAACUAACGUGGACUACAGUUUCACACAGAUUGCCGUGGACAGAGUCAACGCUGCAGAUGGACAGUAUGACGUCAUGUUUAUCGGCACAGACAAAGGAACAGUACUAAAGGUGAUAAAUGUCCCCAAGGAGAGCUGGAACAACAUGGAGGAACUUCUACUGGAAGAGCUGGAGGUCUUCAAAGAUGCCUCAUCUAUUAUUGACAUGCAGAUCUCCUCAAAACGGCAACAGCUGUAUCUGGGCUCAGACACAGGCAUUGCCCAGGUUCCCCUUCACCGCUGCAGUGUGUAUGGGAAGGCCUGUGCUGAGUGCUGCUUGGCCAGAGACCCAUACUGUGCCUGGGAUGGAACAUCCUGUACUCGCUACCUGCCAAACACCAAAAGACGCUUUCGUCGCCAAGAUGUACGGAACGGGGACCCCAACACCCUGUGCUCUGGAGACCACCAUAAGCAUCGCGUUGCAGAGAGGAAGCUUUAUGGAGUUGAGGGAAGCAGCACUUUCCUGGAGUGUAUUCCUAAAUCCCUUCAGGCUAGAGUCACCUGGACCUUCCAGAAACAUCCACAAAAUCCAAGGGAAGAGGUGCGUCUAGAUGACCGCAUCCUCCAGACAGAUAGAGGCCUUUUGAUCCGCCGAGUCCUGAAGAGAGAUAUCGGCCUCUAUCAAUGCCAUGCCAUGGAACAUGGCUUCACCCAAACCUUACUAGGCAUCACCUUGGAAGUUGUACCUUCAACAUCCUCUUCAGUCUCCAAUCUACCCUCUGACGCCCCUGUCCGAUUAGACCCCCGCAGCGCAGGUGGGCCCCCAAUGACCAAUCAAAAGCUUUGGUACCGGGACUUCAUGCAGCUGGUGGACCACCCUAACCUGAGCACCAUUGACCAGAUUUGCGAGCAAGUUUGGGCACGAAAAAACACCGGCGUUGACCAAGUGGAUAAGACCUUCCCCGCACCAGUGAAGGACGUCCCGCCUCUUGGCCCUGCUGUCCGCCCAGCAAACAAGAAGUGGAAGCAUCUUCAAGAGAUAAGAAAGGGGAGAAACCGCCGGACCCACGAUGGAAAACCAAACCCUCGGGCGCCUCGCAGUGCAGGGGAGUAACGACAUAAAGACGUGGAGGGAGAAAAGAAUGACUGAUCCAAGAUAAACGGAGGAGAUUGUUAGUUAGAGUCUGAGACCAAGAACUCCUGGAGGUGUUUACACAUACAGAUACACAAACGCACAUAAAACACACGCAGACACACACACACAGCACCUCCUCUAUUGUGUAUAUUUAUCUAUGGAUGCCCCCACUAUAUGGUACCCCAAUCCCUGAGUCCUCGUCCCACUGGCCAGCCCCUGCAUGUGCUGCCUUACUGCCCAAAUUGAUUCUGCACGAUCCCUUUACACUGUUCCAGUAGCGUAGUCGAGUGUACAGCAGGUAUGUGGGAGUGAGUCCGCCUUUAUCUGUUGGCAAUAAACUUACACUUACCUGUCAGUCCCUUUACCACUGACUGAAUAUGGAAGGUGGGUUCACAGCACAGGAUUACUACAUCUUUCAUUGGGUAAAGUUUGCCUACUACAUGCCAGCUACAUGUUAUAUCUGGAUAGUGGCCCACAGUAUAACUGGACUACACCAAUUAUAACAAAAACAGCCCCAAAGUUUUGGAUGACCUAUACUCACGGCUUUUCUUACCUGAAGAUUUCAUACCAAUGUAGAAAAAUUGUGGACUCGAGUUCUGCGCAAAAUGGGAGAGAAUUGAGAAACUGGAAUAUACUGGUCUGUAACUGGAAACACAUUUAACUAUAUGUGCAAUUGUACAAGCAUGCAGACAAACACUUUUUUUUAAACAUUAUUUCUACCAAAACACAUCAACUUCCUGUGGUGCUUUGUUGCACAUAUUUCCAGCAACCUCACUUUUCACAUGGUUUUGUGUGCAAAUUACAUAAUGCAGUCACAGAAGAGGUAGAGUUGCCAGCAGCGUGGGGCAGCCUGUGGAACAGAUCAGCAUGUUGCAAAACUGGUUAUAUUAUAUAGUAUAAGUUUUUUAGUGGUUUCCUUAGGCACAUUGAGGCAUGUUGCAGCAAAAUAAAUCCCACAAUACUUGCAGUCACGGUUAGUUGUAUCUGGCAAGAUAUAAUUAUAUGGCUUAACUGGUCCAAACCACUAGAGAAUGAGGGGUGGAAAAACUACUGGCAUUCCAUGAUGUGAGAGGAAGAUGAGAUGUUUACAGUACACAGACAAAGCUGGAGCACAAAGAAGUCAAUCUCUCAAAGCAAACAAGACCUGGAUUACAUCUAGAAAAGUUAUGUGGUAUAUUUAACAAAUGUUGUAAUAAGCAUCAGAAGUGCAUAUAGAAGAAGAGUUUUGAUAUGAUCCAAAACCUCACUCUAAAACUCACUAUUUACAGGUUUUUAAUUGGUUUUUAUUUUAGGCUGUGUUUAAUGUUUUUUGCAUUAACAUUGAGGAGAGAUCAUGAACAUGUUGGUUUGGUUUGGAAGCAUUAACACGAUGAGGAGGAAGAGGGAAGUGGACUCUAUGACAACCCAUGUUUUUGGGCUACAGUACAGUAUAUAUUAGCAUGAUAUUUAUGAGUGAUUUUUUUUGUAUUCUAAGCGGUACUUCUACUCCUUGCUCUUUUACACUGUUUCUGCAUAUGUUGUUUGUGAUAAAUAGAUAUAUGCAAAUAAUGAGAUGAGCGAGAUGCCGACUUCUCAUUCAGCACGGUAAAAUGCACAGAAUUCUUCUGCGCCACCCACAAUGCAUUUCACUGUCUGCAAAAAAAACAAAAAAACUUCCAUCUGACUUCAUACACUGUUGGAAUCACUUCUCAACGUAGUGUUAGUCAUUUAUAUCAUUGACUUUUGCUGCUUAAUGAUGUCAUCUCUUCCUAAUGGACAAUUAGUAUGAUAAAGUCUUCCUUCUCUCUGUCUUUAGUCUAAUCUCUCUCUGUGUAUUAUCUGUAAUAAAACCUUGUUUGUUGGUCGUCUGUGCUAACAUAGUGUGUGUAGCCUGCCCCCCUUAGUGUCCAUUGUGUGUACAGGCUUCAGAAGUGGGGCCUAACUGUGGUACCAUUAUUACAGUCUAUCCACAUGAUAGCAACUGGCCGUGUAAGAUAAAACAUGCAUUUAUGUUUUAUUCAUGAAAUCUUAAUGAUUUUUUUAUGAUGAAAAUUUGAUCUGACUUGUGUUGCUGCCACAGAUUUGGCUUUUUUGUGUGUUCAUUAAUUCACACAGGAUCUGCUAAGUGGAGGUAGCACAAAUUAGGUCUGUGAGUGGAUUUUAGAUGUAUGGAAUCAUUGUCAUUGUUAUUUAUAUACCUUCUUUAUAGAGAUGUAAUUAACUCUUUAAACUGAACUGAACUGACUGACUCCUGUAAAAGACUGACUCUGCAUUUUGACACAUCUGGAAUUAACUGCAAAAAGAUAACAAAAAAAGAGUUAAAUGAAGAUGCUGCCUGUCUGCAUUUAAACCACAGAACUAAUUGAGUUUAGAUUACUAAUUCACUAAAUUAAAAUUUUUAGUCCUGUAGUUUUCUUAAGUAAGAGAUAAUCUACAUUGGUGGUGAUGUCAAAUAUGCUUGAGUCUCUCUUUUAAGCCAGCUGUUGUUUUGUGCUCUUUUGGAAUUGCAUGACCAAUGUUAGUGGCUAACGCGUUUGACAAUGGUGCGGUGGCAAGAAAGAGUGAGAGAAAGAAAGCACAAUGUUGAAUAUUAUUAUUAUUCCUAUGUAUUUAUGUGCAAAGAUAAGCUGAUAUGUUGUGGUGGAUUUUUAUUUUUCUUAUAAAUGUAGAUUUACAUCUGUAUUGUUCCUGUUCUGCUGAAAAGGACUCAUCCUCAACAUUUUGUUGGACAUUACAGCCAAUGGAAAAAAAAACAAAAAACAAAAAGUUCCUCCCGAACAGUGUCCGAUUAGAGUCUUUGUUGUUCACACAGCCCUCCAAUCAGCACUCCUGUUGUAUCCCAUGCCAUGUGACGCACCCCUGAACAAUAGCUCGCAAGGAGAGGCUUGUGUGUCUGUGUAUUUGUGUGAGUGAAUUGAGUGAGAGAGAGAAUUGUAUGCUUGUGGUUCAUGUGUGUGAGAGUUUUGGGGGGAAAGCAGAGCUCUGUAUAUAAUGGCAAAGGAACAGUGUGUAUGUGCAUAGAGCGGUCUGUAGGUGAGAGUUCAAAGGUCGAAGGCCAAAGUUAAUGUGGUGCACUGUAAUACUCCCAGAGGUCUUUGUGAAAUGUCAUGUCAGAUUGUUUUUGAUUAACACAAUAAAAAUAUGCAGUUACUUAAAAA
Messenger RNA from Plectropomus leopardus (leopard coralgrouper), 6102 nucleotides. It is a transcript of the gene sema3b, whose product is annotated as sema domain, immunoglobulin domain (Ig), short basic domain, secreted, (semaphorin) 3B. Gene Ontology annotation, molecular function: chemorepellent activity; semaphorin receptor binding. Gene Ontology annotation, biological process: neural crest cell migration; negative chemotaxis; positive regulation of cell migration. Gene Ontology annotation, cellular component: plasma membrane. The record is from RefSeq and is a predicted model, not a curated record. Lineage: Eukaryota; Metazoa; Chordata; Actinopteri; Perciformes; Serranidae.